Messenger RNA from Durio zibethinus, 638 nucleotides. Lineage: Eukaryota; Viridiplantae; Streptophyta; Magnoliopsida; Malvales; Malvaceae. The record is from RefSeq and is a predicted model, not a curated record.
CCUAUUUCACAUUAUGAGUCCAAACUAGUUCGAAGACUUCGCAAAUACCUUAAAAGGACGAUCGGCCCUGAUAUUUCAUUUCUGUAAGAUACCUACGUUUCAAGACUGCAAUUCUCUUCGGCAACCUCUUGCCAGUGGUGGAGAUUGAAGACAGACUAGGAAGUUAGCCAUGGGACCUGGCGGACCUGGAGGAGGACCAGGAGGACCUGGUGGUUGGGGAGGAGGACCAGGAGGGCCUGGUGGAUUUGGGCCUGGGGGUCCUGGAGGUCCCUGGGGCCCUGGAUUUGGAGGCCCUGGUUUUGGGCCUGGUGGUUUCUUUGGUGGCUUUGCUAAUGGCUUGUGCAAUAUGAUUUCUUCUUGCUUCUACUGCCUGUGCUGUUGUUGGCUACUACAGGACUGCUUUGGUGGACCCCGUGGCUAUGGCCCUCCCCCAUUCUAAUCUUUUGUGUUUGUUGAACAGCAGUCAUCUGCUGGCUGCUGCUCCCGUUCUGUUGUGUCUUUCCUUAAACCUUACAAUACAGUUCUACAGUUUCUUAAUUGCUGUCCACUUUGUUUUGUUGUUUCCAAUUCUCUUCUUAUCUAUUACCAUGCACACUGGUAUCAGAAUUAAUAAAUGCUAUAAUCUGAUUAAUUGGCUU